AUGUCGUUCCUCCCUGCAUCUAAGACCCAUGGCCUCAGGUCCAUUCAGGCGAUGAUGCUGCGGCAUGGGAGGAGGAGGGGGAGCAAGAGUCAACUGAGCCUGCAGGAGGAGCUCGACCUCUUCAGGACCACCAACAUCGACCAGCAGACAAGAAGUCGGUCUGAUCGUCCGAGGACAGCCUCUCUAGCUCUCCGGAAGUCCUCGAGGGAGUCAGUGAGCAAGGGAGCCAGUCCUGAUCUGUCGGGCCAUCAAGCAGCACCGUCGAAUCCUCCAUCAGGGUUUGACGACCUCAGCUUCCAGUACGAGACCGACGCUGUCCUUCCUCUCAAAGCUCCGUCUCGUCCGAGCUCACGGAGCGAGGAGGCGCUGAAGCGAGAAGAGGCGAGGUUGAAAAGGAUGCUGACGUCCGCCGACAGGAUCUACCCGAUACGACAUUCCUUCAAGAAACUUGGAAUACAGGACGUGGAAGAUGUCAGGAACCAGCAGGUCUCGUCAGAAGAGAUGGUCAAGCUCAUUCAGUCCGACAUCCACACUGGGAUCUGGUCAUGUUGCAGAAGCACCAAGAUCGAAGCUCCCGGUUGCAAGGUCAGCGAGCACUCCACCUCCAAGUUCUUGUGCUCCAAGUGCGGAGUCCUCUACGACACCCUCGACCUGAAAUCAGCGCCGGCAACCUGCAACUUUCAUCCGGGCUCGGUCUUCCGCUCCAAGGCUGGAGGAGUCUGGUGGAGUUGCUGCGGAGCCGUCGGGUUCGAGAACUCGCUGUAUCACUCAGCACCGGACUUACGCGCCAACGCGGGGUGGAAGUGGGGAUGUCGCGUUGAGAAGCAGCACUCUCCCCUACACUUGUUCGAUCCCCGCGUGGACGAGAAGAAGUACGUCCACUGCACCGUAGGAAAACCCAAGUGGAGCGAGCUGGACGGGCCGGACGUGGAUUGCGAGUACUUGUAUGCCAAUGUGGAGUGGCAGCGCUCGGAGAAGCAGAUCGAGUGCUGUCGGGUAGUGUCGAUGACCGUCAUCGGGCAGCCUCUGCUGCCUUGUAUUCUAGGAGUGCAGCUCCGUUACGAGAUGGUGGUGGACGGGGAGAUCGUAGAGGGAGAUCGUCGACUGGGCAAGCACGGGCACAUCCCCGAGACGGACUAUCUGAGAGCCAUCCGAGAGGAGACGUUCAUCUUCGAGGCGGAUGAGAGUCUGGUGGGGGUGGCAGGCAUGCAUGACGACAGCACCUUCACGUCCCUGUCGAUCAUCACCAGCCACGACCGCGAGUACGUCUUCUUUGAGGAGUGGAGAAAGAAGAACGACCAACAAACGUUCCGACAAAUGAAGGGGGAGAAGGAGUCUGACCUGCAGCGGAUGAGGAUCAUGGCGCCAGAGCGAGAGAUUGUGAUCGGACUUCAGUACGGCAUACAAGACAAGCUCAAAUGCAUCGGCCUCCUGACCAAGAAGACGCUGACGUCCUUGUCUUACCCGGCGAGGAGCGUCGUGAAGCGAUGCACGCUGUGCGGUGAGUUCUACCUAGCGGCAGACAGCGAGAUGAAGUUGCACGCGCACGACAAGACGAGUGAGAUCCUGACCAAGGACUACGUGAACCUCUCCCACCUCCUCGCCAAGUGGUCCCUCGAGUGUCGCUACCAUGUCGGCUUCUGGACCCCUCAGCGAAGAGUUCGGCCAGAACAGACGCUGAGACGUUGCGGAGCUGCAUGCGGGGCGAUGGGAUGCCAGAAGCGCUGCAACAGGUUCAUGCACAGGAGCAAGAUGGUGCACUCGUGCGGGGACAACCGCUGCAGCGAGACAUGCAGCGUGAGCUCCUGCAAGAGGCGCUGCUGCAUCAUGGAUCACUUCCAUGGCCUCAAAGACUCGACGGUCAUUCAUACUUGCGGAAAGCCUCACCCGUGUAAGUUCCUCUGCAUCUGCGGUGAGCCUUGCAUCCACGUGACCGAGCGAGGAGAGCCGACGCACGAGCUGCACUACUGCGGGUCGAAGGAGGGGUGCACCAAACCUUGUUUCGUGCAGGGGUGUGUGGAAAAGUGCUCGAGCUCCAACCACCAUCACGACCUGGAGGAGGACGCGGUUCACCACUGCGGCAACAAGCAUCCCUGCCAGGCCAGCUGCCGCUCACCCGGCUGCGACUCAACCUGUAUCGGUGACCGUGAGUUCGAACACGAGCACCACUGCGAGCAAGCGAGCGUGAGAGGCUGCAUGAGCAUCUGCAGCGUCAAGGACUGCAAGCUGAUCUGCGCCUCCUCGAAUCACUUCCAUAGCGAGGAGGAGGACUGCGUCCAUCUGUGCGGGCAGCCUCAUCCCUGCCUCGAGCAGUGCAGCGCCCCAGGAUGCAAGCUAACGUGCUCGCUCUCGAGAGAGAAGGAGCACGACGUUCACAAGUGCCUCAACGCCGACACCCUCGGGUGCUCGGAGAUCUGCAGCGUCCCGUUCUGUGCGCGUCAGUGCGAUAACGAGGAUCACUUCCAUGCCCACCAGCCCGGCGAGCCCUCCGAGCCCGCCUCACCGAUCAGCAGCCUGCACAAGUGCAACAUGUUCCACGAGUGCACGGGGGUCUGCACAGCCUUCGGCUGCAUGCUGACGUGCGUGCGAGAUCGCUCGCUCCCGCAUGCCUGCGUCUGCGACGAGAGCGACGGCUGCCGCCACCCCUGCAUGUUCUCGGCCUACAACCUCUGCUCCUCCUUCUGCGCGUCGUCAAACCACUUCCACGAGACCCCUCGGCACUUGUGCGAGAAUCAGCACCAGUGCGGAGCCCUGUGCGAGAAGGAGGAGCCCUGUGUGUGGGAGAUGUUUGAAGGCAGGACGAAGGCGAGGAGGAAGAAGUCUUGCUCCGUCAUGAUCCCUCCUGGUUGCACAACGCACGCUGGCCCGCAUGACUGCUGCGGUAAGCACGACAAGCCGGUGGCGACCCGAGGGAGAGAGGAGGAGCGAAGCGACAAGUGCGCUGAGCGAUGUGAGAAGCAGGGAUGCAGGAAAUUGUGCGCGUGCGGUCCGAAGCGCGGAGAUCAUCAUCUGCAGCACGAGGACGGGACUGAAGUUCACAUGUUUGCCGCAAAGUCUGCAACCUGCCGCACCAGCACAGCAUCCUCGAUAGCACCGAAGGCUGUGGGUGCUCUGCGACGCACAGGGAGCACCCGCUAG
Messenger RNA from Guillardia theta CCMP2712, 3138 nucleotides. RefSeq lists its product as hypothetical. NCBI's taxonomy places the organism in Eukaryota, Cryptophyceae, Pyrenomonadales, Geminigeraceae. The transcript is spliced from 11 exons. Bases 1 to 3138 code for a protein of 1045 amino acids. The record is from RefSeq and is a predicted model, not a curated record.